Talaromyces rugulosus is the source of this 918-nucleotide messenger RNA. RefSeq lists its product as uncharacterized. The record is from RefSeq and is a predicted model, not a curated record. The transcript has a single exon. Bases 1 to 918 code for a protein of 305 amino acids. NCBI's taxonomy places the organism in Eukaryota, Fungi, Ascomycota, Eurotiomycetes, Eurotiales, Trichocomaceae.
AUGGCGUCCUUCGUCACCACAUCUCUCGACAUCAUCCGUCGACACAAACGCAACCGACGACCGCGAAUGCAUUCCCGCUGGGGCGACGUGGACAUCACCGCGCCUAUUGACGGUGCCUGGUCGCAAUACAACAAUCCGCAUUUGAAAGGGAAGAAGCUAUAUGGACCGGGGUUUGUGCCCGGCGCGACGGGCGGGAAUAAAGAAGUGCUUCUUCUUGAUGACGAGUAUUCCUCUGAUGAUGACGAAGAAGAAGAAGAAGAAGAAGAAGACCAGGUAGAAGGCAAAGAAGCAGAACGGGAAGAAAAAGAAGAGGAAGGGGAUACGAAAAAAAGAGAUUCCAGAACCCGUCGUCUGACUCGCAUCCUACUCCCAUCUAACGUCAACACCCAAACGAAAACAGCAGAAGAAAAGCCCAUCGAGUUCGAAUACAAACCAAUACAUCCAAACUAUGCACAGGAACUCGCCGAGAAGCGCGAUAUAGAGGCGCGGCCGAAUUUUCGCUACGUCCCGGCCAGCGAGGCAUAUUUUCGGGAGUUGCAGGAAUUUAGCAACAACAACAAUAAUACACACGGAGGAGAUGACGUCGGUGCCAAAAAGCACAGUAUCAAAAGGAAGCCAGUGCCUCAACGCAGCCACUCUUGUGAUCCUUAUGUUGUCAGCGAUGUUGUUUUCGUCGCCGAAACCAGGGAAGCAAUACCAGGGACACUGCCUUCAAAUACAAUGUCUCGAAAGACAACGAUAACAUCCUCCCGCAAACACAGCAAGCAAAAGGAAUCCUCAGAUCAAACCCGCGGCCGAUCGAAGCCUAAUCAGCAAAAUCUCGACGUUCAGCGAUCACAGUCGGCAGCGGUUCGCCGCCAGUCACAUCGACGGACGAUGACACUGGAUAUGGUUGGAGAUCAAGAGGACUUGUGGUAA